AUGGAUCUUCAGUUAACUCCAUUUGGAAAGGAAAUUGUCGCUGGUCUUACGACAGGCUCCAUCACAACGGUCGUAACUCAUCCGCUAGAUCUGGUCAAGAUACGAUUGCAGCUAUUAGCGACCAAUUCAGGUCAUUUAGGCUAUGGAUACGUCAUAAGCUCGCUUAAACAAAAUGCCAAGGGAAAUAUUCGCCAACUAAUAAAGGAGGCCUACCGUGGACUAGGUAUAAACUGGUUUGGUAAUGCGACAGCUUGGGCCCUUUAUUUUGGACUUUAUCGUGCCAGCAAAGAUCUGGUCUAUGAACUUCAGGCUCAAGAAAAUAGCAGGCAUGAUGAUCGCCUGAGAAGGGAUGCUGAACUGUCCUCAUGGAUGUAUCUGUCCGCUGGGGCAAUCAGCGGUGUAAUAACAUCCAUCGCUACCAAUCCAAUAUGGGUCAUCAAGACAAGAAUGAUGUCUACAAGCGGGCAGGAGACCAACUCUUACACAUCUGCAGCGGACGGAAUCAGGAGACUUGUACGAGAUGAAGGGAUUGGCGGAUUAUGGAGAGGACUUAUGCCCUCGUUGUUCGGAGUCUCUCAAGGUGCAAUCUACUUUAUGAUUUAUGACACAUUAAAGCAUCGCUUCAGUUCACUGAGCCGUGACACAGAAGAUCCGGAUCGGAGAAAAACGCUCAAGAAUUCAGAGACGUUUGUUAUUUCAUCGAUAAGCAAGGUCGUUUCUGUCACUGCGGUAUAUCCUUUCCAAUUACUAAAAUCCAACCUGCAGAGCUUUGACGCUGAAAAAAAACAGUAUACCUUUCGCAAUUUAGUACGAUCAAUCAGCCAGGCUGAAGGACUGCCAGGAUUCUAUAAAGGAUUGUCUGCCAACCUCCUCCGUGCCAUACCUUCAACCUGUAUAACUUUCUUAUUGUAUGAAAACGUCAAGAGCUUCAUAUAA
Torulaspora globosa is the source of this 936-nucleotide messenger RNA. It is a transcript of the gene FLX1, whose product is annotated as flavin adenine dinucleotide transporter FLX1. Gene Ontology annotation, molecular function: folic acid transmembrane transporter activity; FAD transmembrane transporter activity. Gene Ontology annotation, biological process: nucleotide transport; folate import into mitochondrion. Gene Ontology annotation, cellular component: mitochondrion. The transcript has a single exon. Bases 1 to 936 code for a protein of 311 amino acids. NCBI's taxonomy places the organism in Eukaryota, Fungi, Ascomycota, Saccharomycetes, Saccharomycetales, Saccharomycetaceae. The record is from RefSeq and is a predicted model, not a curated record.